Messenger RNA from Mytilus californianus (California mussel), 2206 nucleotides. RefSeq names its product C-C chemokine receptor type 3-like. Gene Ontology annotation, biological process: G protein-coupled receptor signaling pathway. Gene Ontology annotation, molecular function: G protein-coupled receptor activity. The transcript has 2 exons. NCBI's taxonomy places the organism in Eukaryota, Metazoa, Mollusca, Bivalvia, Mytilida, Mytilidae. Bases 376 to 1473 code for a protein of 365 amino acids. The record is from RefSeq and is a predicted model, not a curated record. Gene Ontology annotation, cellular component: plasma membrane.
UGGUCUCAAGUCAUAUGACAAUCGGAGUUGGAUAAACCACUACGCGUAAAUCAAACUUUGUUUCGCAACUUUAUGUUCACUUCCUGGAGUGUUUGACGCAAGAAUACAAGAUUGGUAAUACAAAAGAACAAUUGACAAGUUAAUGAAGGAAACAGUAUGCAGUGGAAUUUUCUACAUUAUGUUAUUCAUUGCUUAACCAUUUCAAAUUCGUUUCCUUUAAAAAGCCUAAUGAGGAAACCAAUGCCGCAAUAUAUGGAUUGAACAAUAUAUGUUUAAGAUUUAUUGCAUACCAGGGAGACUUGUACUAAUUGUAGACGCAGACGUUGUUACUGCAUUUACGCCUUUGCAUACAACAGUGUGUUUUAUUGUCAAAAGAUGCAAAUAUUAACGUCUUUAGCAAUGGAAAACAACGUGACCGUGAACAAUUUGAGUUCUUCGUACGUGAAUCAUUCAAGGAACUAUCUAAAUAUACAAGAAGACGAUUCUGUUGAAAGACAAUUUGAACAUAUUGUGAACACGUAUGUACCACCGGUUUUGAUUAUUCUUGGUACAUUUGGAAAUGUAUGUACUUUAUUGGUUAUGAGAACAAGACCAUUUCGGCAUUAUCCAAUUGGGUUCUAUAUUUCAGCAUACGCUUUAACAAGUUUGUUGACGCUAUAUUUAUUUUUGGGAUCAGAGUGGGUAGCGCUAGUAGCAGAAAAAAGAUCUAUAGACAGUCAGGCAGAUUGGAUAUGUAGAUUAUGGCAAUUUUUUAGUCGAGUGGUAACAUAUUCUAGCAUUUGGUUUGUUGUUUCUAUGACAAUCGAUCGCUAUAUAACGAUCUGGCAUAGGAAAAAAUCAUCGAAGAUAUGUACUUUGUUCAUGGCAAAAUUUGCUACUAUUUCAAUCUUCGUUGGGCUUAUUGUUGUUAGUGUACAUGCAAUGUGGACAUAUGAACUGAUGGAUGGUUGCUUCUUCUUUCAUAACGAUGAUGAUUUACAUGUUGUUAUCUGGCCUUGGAUGUCUGCAAGUUGUUAUUCAUUCAUUCCAUUAGCUUUACUCAUAACGUUUGAUAUUUUGAUAUUUACGGGGCUAUGUAUGAGAAACGUACCCGAAGAAACUGACAACGAAAUGACACCAAUGGUACUUACACAUGCCACUCUAGUUUUAUCUAUGUUUUACUUUUUGUUAGUGCUGCCACCUACUGUAAUUAAUAUCGUUGAUCAGACUUAUCCGCCAUCAUGGCUGCAAAAACCUCACUUUAGAUUGCAGUUGGCAAAAGCUAGAGUUAUCGGACAUUACAUGGCGUGGACAAAUACUGUUAUUGUAUUUUACAUUUGUAUAUUGUUUUCGCAAACUUUUAGAAAACAGGUAAAUAAUAUGCUCAAAUCACUGAUAUUUUCUAAACCGGACAGGAGAAUGUAUGAACUUCACCAUGGCUCAGAUAGUAGUGCCAGUCAAAUGGAAACGGAAAUAUCUGUAACUCUGGUUUAAACAUUUGUUUAACGAUGAAUAUACCAACUGCAAAAGCAUUGGUAAAAAAAAAGAGUCUGUAUGUAUAUGUUUUAAGAUGUUCUGUUUUUUUUAACUACUUGGGUUGUCAUAAACCAUUUUUAAUGCGUUUACACAAAGGUUAGUAAUGUUGUUGUUGGUUAACUAGAUGUUUAAAUGUUAAACUAAUACAAUGGCUGUGUGAGUCAAACUAGAGGAAGAUUGUUUUCUUAUAUGCUAAGCUGUGGUGUACAAACUAAUAGUUUUAGUAUAAUUACAUGAAGUUUCGUACAUAAAAUUAAAGAAAAAAACGUUGAUUUUACUGCUACAUUUUCCAGUAGUUCAUUUCCAUUUAUUUCAGACGGUUUAGACGAGAGAAGAACAUGUACCAUAAUGAUUGUGGUUUGUUUAAAUACAUGUGUUACUGUAAAACUAAUAAAAUGAUCAUAAAAAUAAAAAGAAAGACAUCUUUUUUCUUGUAUACUCAGUUGCGAUGUAAAAACUGUAUUUGGUUGUGUAUUCUGUCAUAAAAUUUCAUUAUUAAGACAUACAUGACAUGAAUUGUCACAUACAAUUUCAUUAUUGAGACAAACAAGAAAUGAGAAAUGAUUUUACUUCUAUUUCAACUUCAUUACUUUCAACCGUCUAGACAAUAAGAGAUUGUUAUAUGUUAAAUACCUGUUUUACUGUGAAACUUAUUUUGCCAGGAAAAUAAAAAGUACAAAGCUUAGUUCUA